Messenger RNA from Lodderomyces beijingensis, 1674 nucleotides. NCBI's taxonomy places the organism in Eukaryota, Fungi, Ascomycota, Pichiomycetes, Serinales, Debaryomycetaceae. The record is from the annotation of a GenBank genome assembly.
AUGAACGUUGACCCGAUUCAAUUUUCCCCUGAGGAAUUCUACGAAGGCAUAAUCGUCGGAGGCGGAACAUGCGGACUCGCAGUCGCAGCUCGGCUCUGCGAACCUCGCCCCGACUCGAUCUUCACCGAGGACGAGCACCAGCGAUUCCACUGGUUAAGACAACGCAAAUCGAAAACCAACAUCUUGCGCAACAAGCCCAGCUACGUCUCAUCCUCCAACUUCCACCCUGGGGAGCUUUUAGUAAUCGACCAAACGGGGAACAAAUUCAUGCAGCAAUGGGAUAACCAAUUUGCAUCAUGUCAAAUCCCGCACUUGCGCUCGCCCAUGUUCUUCCACGUUGACCCCUUAGAUAUCGACGGCAUGGUUGCGUUUGCCCACUUGAACAAGCGGCAAGAUGAGCUCAUGGAGAUCACGAACGUAGUGGGCAAGGAGUUCUCCAAACACCAACAAAAACGGCUCAAGCUGAAAUUACAUCGCAAGAGCGAUGGCGUCGUUGAUAUCAACAUGCGCAAUUGGAAGGAUUACUAUCGGCCCUCGACAAGGUUAUUCAGCGACUAUUGCGCUGAGGUAGUUGCACGCUACAAAUUGCAAGAUUGCGUCAUCAGGGAUAGUGUUGUUGACGUCCAAUAUAGGUUGAUCCAAUGCGGUGGUGAAGAUAUCGGCAUGGGGUUUGUAGUGCGUACGCAAAGUGGGAAAGUUUUCGGGUGCAAGUUCGUCGUGGUCGCGAGCGGCCACGUCGGUAAAGUCAAUUUCCCCCUCGCGCCAUUCGCAAACGAAGCUCAUUUCCCGCACGGUGCAUGCCACACGACGCACUUGUUCCACCAGCAGGUGCAAUUUCUCGACCCAAAGUACUUUCGCGACCCACAGCGGAAACGCAUCGUUAUCGUUGGCGGCGGCUUGACUUCAGCUCAACUCGCGCAUGUCGCGUGCCGGGACCCCACGGUCUCAUCCAUCACUUUGCUAUUCCGCUCCGCCGUCAAAAUUAAACACUUUGAUUUCCACCUCGAUUGGGUGUCCAAGUACAAAAACUUCAAGAAAUCAAUCUACCACAAUCAGGAGACUGAUGCAUUGCGGUACGAGAUGAUGAUUGAAGCACGCGGCGGCGGGUCAAUCAACCCGGAGUACUUGAAGAAAUUGAACAAGCACGUGAAAGACCACAGGUUGACAUGGUUGCAAAAAGCACGCAUCGCGUCGCAAGCAUGGAAUGGCCACGCCUGGGACCUCACAAUCGAACAACAACAAGAAAGAGAAGGAGGAGGAGAAGAUGAAGCUGUCGAGUUGCGCAAUGUAGAUUACAUCUAUUUCGCCACGGGCAGUCAAGCAGACGUGAAAUCGUUGCCCUUCUUGCGCCACAUGCACCAGGAACACCCAAUCGAGGUCACGUGCGGAUACCCUGCGUUGACAGAUAACUUGCAAUGGAACAACGAUGUUCCGUUGUUCAUGGUGGGCAGAAACGCAGCGCUUAAAAUCGGCCCCACGUCAGCUAACCUUGACGGGGCUAGAUUGGGCGCUGAGCGCGUGGGCUGGUACGUGCAAAACAUGAAGCUUGACGGGAAAUUUGAUUGGUCGCCUGUCAAGGUUGAACCUGUGAAAUCUACAUCGUCUGCGUUUGAAACAAGAUUGCAAUUGGCCAGUGGCCAAUUGAACUGGUUUGAAUUGCUAAAUAAUACAUAA